GGGCAUCCAUAUCAUGAGUUGUUGGACGAUGUAGUUUUUUAAUUAUAGAACCAAACCAAUGAAGUCUUUUAAAUCUUGAGCUAAUAAUCAAUUAAACAUACGAUAAGUGAAAAAUGGUUCCCACGACAAACAACCGUUACUUGCUCCGACUGGCUUUAUCCUGCCGGAAAAUAACAGCUCAGGUAACAAACUCCGGCACCGAUACAAUCAUAGCAAUGGCAUCAUCUACUGAACAAGAAUUCAUGGCCCAUUAUCGAUCCAAACUCACAACUUUUCCAAGAUCUCAUAAAUUUUGGGACGCCAAAAUCGCUUCUAGAAUCGGCGAAAAACUCGGAGGUCGUCUUAACGAAAAGGGUAUCUCGGAAAUUGAAAUUGACGUCAUUCAAGAGCUUUCUCGGCCUCUUCAUUACCGGAAAUUGGUUGUUCCGUUUUUACUUUCGGUUAAACGUGCUGGAAUUUGUGUAUCUGGGUCGGAUGAAUUGGUAUUUACUGUGGUGAAUCAUUCUGGAGACAGAGACCAUGAAUGAAAGAAAGCUAUAAAUGAAAGAACAAGUAAGAAACUCGAGGUUAAGUGUUCCAGAACUUCAUAUAUAUGAUCUACGGGAUCCUAUAAUGAGCCAACCAAUGAGGCAGCCGUUGAUCUUGUCUCUGUGUUUCUUCUUUAUCUCCAUUACGUCUAGCCAAGUAUGUCUCACUGCAUUGACAUAUACAUUCCAUCAGUUCUUGUUCUAUAAA
Molecule: messenger RNA, 735 nt
Organism: Erigeron canadensis
Lineage: Eukaryota; Viridiplantae; Streptophyta; Magnoliopsida; Asterales; Asteraceae
Exons: 2
Coding region: 114-527 (137 amino acids)
Biological process (GO): translation
Cellular component (GO): ribosome
Molecular function (GO): structural constituent of ribosome; 5S rRNA binding
Source: RefSeq, a predicted model, not a curated record